CUCUCCAUCAAACUCUAUAUAUACAUACCCUCCUCCACCCCCUCCCAUUCUCUCUCUCCCCUUCACACCCUAAUAUUUCUUCUUCUUCUUCAUUUCUCCUCUCCAAAAUUCAUCUCAUUUUUCCUUCUUCAAUCCCACGGUUUCUUCUCGCAAUCAGGAAGGAGUACAUUUAAAGUUCCUGGAGCUUGAAGAGCAAACACAAUAUUCCUUAAUUAAUGCUUCACUUCUGAAAAUGAUAUUUCAGGAAGCCUGUGUUUAAUGGAAAGCUCACCCAACACAAGUGAUAAGAAACCUUUGAAGAGGUGGUUUUUUAUCGAUAAAAGGGUUGGAUAAUAAUCGAUCAAAUCUGAUAUUUUGUUUUGAUUUUGUUAUUAUUCUAUAACAAUAAUAAUAGUAAUCACAAAUCACAUGGACUUGAAGCCAAAAACUGGUUCACCUGUUCUUACCGAUCCUGCUCCUAUAAACAAAUCUAGAUUAGGGAUUCAUUCAAGUAUGCUGCCUUGUUCACAAAGUAUUUUAACAGCUCCAAGAAAGAAGCCUAUAAAGCUUGAUGAUGUGCGCUCAAACGGUUGGCUUGACGCCAUGCAUUCUUCAUCGCCUCCUCGUAAGAAGAUAGUUAAAGAUUUUGGGGUAGAAAUUGCAUCUGAUGACACUGAUGUAGUUUAUAACUCCUGGAUGGUGAAGUACCCGUCGGCUCUCACCACAUUUGAGCACAUCCUAAGUCAUGCUAAGGAUAAAAAGAUAGUGAUCUUCCUAGACUAUGACGGGACACUCUCACCGAUUGUAGAUGAUCCUGAUCGCGCUUUUAUGUCUGCUGAUAUGCGUGCUGCUGUAAAAGGUGUUGCAGAGUAUUUUCCAACAACAAUAAUUAGUGGAAGAAGCCGUGAUAAGGUUCACGAGUUAGUAGGACUAACUGAAUUGUAUUACGCGGGUAGUCAUGGUAUGGACAUUAUGUUUCCUCUUCAGGAUACAUCGUCUGUUCACCAUUCGAGUUACGUUAGAUCUACUGACAAGCAGGGAAAGGAAGUAAACUUGUUCCAGCCUGCUAGAGAGUUUAUAUCUAUGAUUGAUGAGGUUUUUAGAACCCUCGUCGACGUUACUAAGGAUAUUCCAGGUGCAAAAGUCGAAAAUCACAAGUUUUGUACCUCUGUACAUUACCGUAAUGUAGAUGAGAAGAGUUGGCGUACGGUCGCACAACUUGUUCAUGAUGUCUUGAAACAUUAUCCUCGAUUGCGACUAACUCAUGGACGAAAGGUUUUAGAAGUCCGUCCUGUAAUCGAUUGGGACAAAGGAAAAGCUGUUGAGUUUCUUCUUGAAUCACUGGGGCUAAGCAACAGUGAUGAGGUGCUUCCGAUUUAUAUUGGGGAUGAUAGAACAGAUGAGGAUGCAUUCAAGGUUUUAAGAGAAGGAAACCGCGGAUAUGGAAUUUUGGUGUCUUCUAUACCCAAAGAAAGCAAAGCCUUUUUAUCUCUACGCGACACUUUGGAGGUGGCAGAAUUUCUUAAAAAUCUGGUGAAAUGGAAGGAACAAGUGGAUAAGAAGCCGUAAAGAGAGGGUGUUUGGAUACACAGAUUUAUAUAUAUAAAUUUGGAAGUUUGGAGAAUAAGCGGUAGCCUGUGGGAACUGCAGGCUUGUUUUUCAGCAAUGCACGUUUUCCUUUUGUUCACGCGUAUGUUCUUUAAGUUUGUUAUGAGUCGUGAAAGCGAUUUGGGUUUUAUGUAUCUAUGUCAUUGUUUGGUUCAUAGAACUUAGUUCUAUUAAUGUUUUUGGUCUUCUGUCUAUUGGAUUUUGACUAAAUUAUGGACAUGUUUCUUUACAUUUAGUUUGUAAUUGAACAAUGCUGGGACAUUUUUCAAGAAUGGGUUGAUUUGGAUAA
Helianthus annuus (common sunflower) is the source of this 1876-nucleotide messenger RNA. Its product is annotated as probable trehalose-phosphate phosphatase G. Gene Ontology annotation, biological process: trehalose biosynthetic process. Gene Ontology annotation, molecular function: trehalose-phosphatase activity. NCBI's taxonomy places the organism in Eukaryota, Viridiplantae, Streptophyta, Magnoliopsida, Asterales, Asteraceae. The coding region runs from base 409 to 1548 and encodes 379 amino acids. The record is from RefSeq and is a predicted model, not a curated record. The transcript is spliced from 11 exons.